Heterostelium album PN500 is the source of this 1251-nucleotide messenger RNA. RefSeq names its product phosphatidylinositol N-acetylglucosaminyltransferase subunit C family protein (gene pigC). The coding region runs from base 1 to 1251 and encodes 416 amino acids. Gene Ontology annotation, biological process: GPI anchor biosynthetic process. The record is from RefSeq and is a predicted model, not a curated record. Gene Ontology annotation, cellular component: membrane; glycosylphosphatidylinositol-N-acetylglucosaminyltransferase (GPI-GnT) complex. The transcript has 7 exons. Lineage: Eukaryota; Evosea; Eumycetozoa; Acytosteliales; Acytosteliaceae.
AUGAAAGACAGAUGUCAGCAUUGUGGUUGUGAUAAUUCAAGCCAUACAACCCUUAGUAAAUCACCAAAUAGUAAAUCUUCAAUAUCACCUGGUGGUAGUCAAUGUAUAAAUCAACAGCAACAACAACAACAACAGCAGCAACAACAGCAACAACAGCAGCAACAACCACCAACAGUAAAAUGGAGAAAGAUUCUAUAUGAACAACAAGCAUUCCCAGAUAACCAUACAGACGAAACAUUCUUAAUAGAACUUAUACAAAAUGCAAACUUUAUAAAAUAUGAUUUCUGGAAGAUUGUAAUAGAUAGUUUUACAGUUACACAACAGAUUACAUGUGUCAUUCUAUUCGUGAUUGUAUUCUUUCAUUCACUAAAGCAUACACUUACACUUAGAUUCUUGGUGAGUCUAGCAAUGGUUCUUUUAGUAUUAGGAUAUAUAGUUAUUAUCAUUAUAGAUCCAACCUCUGAUUAUAGUAUUUUACAUGUUAUAUUAUUAUUUGGUACAGUUUACGCAUUAUCACCGGUGUUAAGAACAUUGACAAAUUCAUUUAGUGAUGAUACGAUAUGGGCGCUAACCUUUAUUCUACUGCUGGCGCACCUAUUCUUUCAUGACUAUGGUUAUACGAAUAAUGAAUCAACGAAAUUCUCAGCACCGAUAUCUCUUAAUGCCGCUAUAUUCGCUUCAGUACUUCUAGGAUCUAGAUUACCUUCAAACAUUCAUGUAUUUGUUUUGAUUACAUAUUCAAUACAAACGUUUGCUCUUUUCCCAAUUGCAAGACAUCAUAUAAAGCGUCACUCAUUAGAAUUACAUGUAGGAUUAACAGUUAUAUUAUGUAUAACAUGUAGUUUAUUACUUUUAGGUAUGAGUACAUUACUUUCGUUUUUUUACAUUGGUAUUGUAAUGACUAUCACAUUUAUAUGUCCAUUAUGGUUAAUAUUCAUUCAAAAAUAUAAAAAUGAGAUCAAUGGUCCAUGGGAUGAAGCAUCAGUUAUAUCUCAAAGUGGUGAGAUAUUUUAUUUUACCUAUAGAGUUAUCUUUCAUUUUUUUUCGAGUUACAAUCAAAUCUCAAUUUGUAUUUCUUUUCCAAACACCAACAACUAUGAUAAGACAACUCUAUCUUUAUCAUUUCUAUUAUUAUUGAUUUCAUUUUUAAGUUGUAAUGCCACUCCAAGAGUAGUUUCAUCACAAGCACCACCAACCACUUUAAAGUCCAUGACAAAAAGGUCUAUGGCUAAAAUUUCUCAGUCCUCAUGA